AUGGCCUCUUUGGGGAUGCAGAUGCUGGCCAGCGCCCUGUGCCUCCUGGGUUGGGCAGGGGUCAUCAUCAGCUGCAUACUGCCCAUGUGGCGGGUCACGGCCUUCGUGGGAAGCACCAUCGUCACCUCGCAGACCAUCUGGGAGGGCAUCUGGAUGACCUGUGUGGCGCAGAGCACGGGGCAGAUCCAGUGUAAACCUUACGACUCUCUUCUUGCUCUCAGCGCAGAUCUGCAGGCCGCCAGGGCUCUCAUCGUCGUUGCCAUCACUACGGGAAGCGCGGGCCUCAUUCUAGCCUUCAUUGGAGGGAAGUGCACUCGCUUUUUGGAUGAGGAAGGAGGCGGGGUUAAAGGCAAGGUGGCUGUAGCAGCAGGAGCCAUUUUGAUCGUCACAGGGCUGCUGUGUUUGAUCCCCACAUCGUGGGCGGCCGGGUCCGUGGUGAAGAAGUUCUACAGCGCCUCCAUAGAUGCUCAACGGAGGGAGAUUGGCGCUUGCAUCUACAUCGGCUGGGGAGCGUCCGUCCUGCUUAUCUUGGGAGGGGGUUUGUUCAUCAGCUCAGCAUGCCCCCUCAAAGCCCACAAUGAGGACAAGAGCCCUUCUGUCCGUUACUUGGUGGUUCGUUCCUCCAACGGGUCCACCCAGGCAGGCUCCCAACGCAGCAGAGUACCACCAGCAACAUCUCAGCCUCUCGGAGUCCUUCCCAGGUCUCGAAGCUACGAUGGAGCAUCAACAAAGCCUCCGGUGUACACAAGGCCUCCCUGGGAGGACGGGGCUGAGCAGGGCUCGAGGUCAGAAGGAUCAUGGGCUCCAUCAUCAAAGUCUCAGAUGAAAAGACCGGGGUCGACAAAGUCUGAAUACAGUGAGGCGCCGUCCACAAAGUCUCAACUGAAACGAGCAGAAAUGGAAGAGAAUUCAUCCGUCAAGAGCGAAAAUGAGGACACGUCCUCAAACCCAGCGAGAACAUACCUAUGA
This is a messenger RNA of Cottoperca gobio, 969 nucleotides long. Its product is annotated as claudin-4-like. The transcript has a single exon. Gene Ontology annotation, cellular component: membrane; bicellular tight junction. The record is from RefSeq and is a predicted model, not a curated record. NCBI's taxonomy places the organism in Eukaryota, Metazoa, Chordata, Actinopteri, Perciformes, Bovichtidae. Gene Ontology annotation, molecular function: structural molecule activity. The coding region runs from base 1 to 969 and encodes 322 amino acids.